AUAAUCUCCUAAACAUUUGUGCCCUUUUCCCACGCAUCUUAUUGCUGUCUAACUAAACUACCAAAGCAUAUUUCUAUAUAAAUUAAGCACAACCAAAUUCCACAUACUCUGUUUUACCCUUCUCAUAUUUAUUUGAAAUUUCAAUUUCAACAACCGCUGAAGCUUAGAUGAUCCAAGAAUAUAUCCAUAUAUGCAUGAGAAGAAGAUUGGAUUUUUUGAUUUCUCUGUUUCCCUCUUCAAUGUUUAAAAAGAUUUAAUAAUUUGAAUUCCGGAAUCCUUAGGGAAGAAAGAAACAAAAGCUGGAUAAUGAAGCCAAUGGAGACAAUACAGGAUCUGAUCGACGAAGCCAAAGUACGUACACUUUGGUUGGCCAUGGUUAUCUUUAUCGUCACUUAUUUCUUGUCUCAUACAAGUACGUCAAUGUGGAUGAAUUUACCUAUAGCAGUUAUUAUUGUUUCCACAUUCAGAGUUAUAGCUAAUGAGGUUGAGUUCAAAUGGAAAGUUAAAUCAGUUCAUCCCCGAACCUAUUUAUCUCAUUUGGAGAGGAAACAGUUGUCUGUGAAUGAUUCCCGCCUUUCUAGCUCACCGCCUCCACCCAAGUGGAAGCAGAAGAUUGAUUCUCCUAUAGUUGAGGCUGCUCUCAAUGAAUUUAUUGAUAAAAUACUUAGGGAUUUUGUCAUUAAUUUGUGGUAUUCAGAGAUAACUCAAGAUAGAGAGGCCCCUGAGUUGAUACGUGCAUUGAUUUUGGAUGCUAUUGCUGAAAUAACUGAAAGGGUGAAAGAGAUAAACCUUGUUGAUUUGCUUACAAGGGAUAUAGUUGAUUUGAUAGGAGAUCACUUGGAUCUUUUUAGAAGAAACCAAGCUGCAAUAGGUGUUGAUGUUAUGGCAACAUUAUCAUCCGAGGAGAGGGAUAAAAGAUUGAAACACCACCUUAUGGUUUCUGGAGAGCUUCAUCCUGCAUUGCUUUCACCAGAGAGUGAGUACAAGGUUAUUCAGCAGCUUUUUGGCGGAGUUUUAGCAGUAGUAUUGAGACCUCGAGAAGCUCAAUGUCCUUUGGUUCGAACUAUUGCUCGUGAGAUUGUAACUUGCUUGGUAGUGCUACCUCUUUUGAAUUUGGCAAGCCCUCGGUAUAUCAAUGAAGUGAUUGAAUAUGUUCUACUUGCCAUUAAAGAAGAUUUGAAUAAGAUCGUGGCAGGUUUUGAUCAGUCUUCAGUGGGAGUACGUGAUGAUGGUUCUAUGACAUGCAAAACACCGUCCUUGAAUAGUCAAGAAACUGAUUUAAAUUUGGCUAGAAUUGACAAUCAGAAAGAAACAUAUCCAGUUUGUAACAGAUAUGAGGAAGAACCAGUGCACCAUAGACCAGCUGAUUGGGCUCGAAAAUUAGAGGCAGCAACCCAGAGAAGAACUGAAGUUCUUGCUCCUGAAAAUCUUGAAAACAUGUGGACAAAAGGAAGAAACUACAAAAAGAAGGAGAGCAAAUAUGUAAAAACAGGAUAUCAAGAAUCUAUUCCUAAAGGUUCUGAGACAAAGAGUGGUGUACUGAUGGGGAAUUCAGUAAAUGAUUUCUCUAGAAACAAGACCAGAACUUCUAUGGGAAGUGAAGAGAAAACUAUGACGCAACUAGAGCAUGGCUUGAGCCUUGACACCCAGUCAUGUGAUGAUAGCAUGAUAGACACAAAGUUAGCUAAGUCAUCAUCAUUUGAAGGAGAUCGUCAUGUUAAUACAUUUAAAAAUGUUAGUGAGAAAGCUGCUGAUGGAAAUAAAAUUAGGCUUAAGAGAUCCAGUAGUACCUCUGAUUUGAAAGUUGGAACUGAUACAAAGAAGGCACUUAGUGUAGAUGUUGAAGGGCCUAUUAUUUCAGAAUGCUAUGGCCCUGAUUUUGACAGGCAUAGUGAAGAAUAUGGGGGUAAGAUUGCCUCAAAUAUAGUACUUCGCAAUGAGGGGCCACAUAUUCCCAAGCUUAGGUGUCGGGUUAUUGGAGCAUACUUUGAGAAACUUGCAUCAAAAUCAUUUGCAGUUUAUUCAAUUUCUGUGACUGAUGCGGAAAACAGAACUUGGUUUGUCAAUAGAAGAUACAGAAAUUUUGAACGGUUGCAUCGACAUCUGAAAGAAAUUCCCAAUUAUUCAUUACAUUUGCCCCCCAAAAGGAUAUUUUCAUCAAGCACAGAGGAUGCUUUUGUUCAUCAGCGGUGCAUUCAUCUUGACAAAUAUCUGCAAGAUCUGUUGUCUAUACCCAAUGUGGCUGAACAGCAUGAAGUGUGGGAUUUUUUAAGUGUUUCCUCAAAGAAUUACUCUUUCGGAAAAUCCUCAUCAGUGAUGAAAACCCUUGCAGUCAGUGUGGAUGAUGCUGUAGAUGAUAUUGUACGCCAAUUUAGGGGAGUAUCAGAUGGCUUAAUGCGCAAAGUAGUUGGUUCAUCCUCUCCCCCUAGUGAAGCCUCUUCUUCGGCCACCGGCAGGACGCUGUCAUGGAAUGCAGAUGAGAUUGCUAAAGACAUUUCAAAGCAUUAUAACUUAGACACGGUACAUAGUGCUUCUGACAAUGAAGAUGGUAACAAAGAUGGGGACCAUGGUUAUGAGGAUGAUGGAUCAUAUUCACAAGGUCUUGAUAUGCAUUUGGACAAUGAGUUGAACUCAAAGAAUUUGCCGCCACUGGUAAUAGAGCGUGGUCGGGAGUCUGUUAAUUUAAUUUAUGAGAAACAUAAUUUAGGUGUGAAAACUGAACCGUUUGGCCAGGGUGGAUCUCCUAAGGUAAAAAUAUCAGCAACCUCCAGCCAUUUGGAGGAUCCAGUUGGAAUGCCCCCCGAGUGGACACCGCCUAAUGUGAGCGUACCUUUGCUGAAUCUAGUUGAUAAGGUGUUUCAGCUUAAGAGAAGAGGCUGGCUAAGAAGACAGGUCUUUUGGAUAUCUAAGCAAAUAUUACAGCUGGUGAUGGAGGAUGCCAUCGAUGACUGGCUCUUGCGCCAGAUAUAUUGGCUUCGGAAGGAGGAAACCAUUACCCUAGGGAUUCGAUGGAUUCAAGAUCUCUUGUGGCCAGGUGGUAAAUUCUUUAGAGCAAUUGGGGACAUUCACAGCAAAUUUGAUAAUAGCAAUCUCAACCAGACACCUAUACCUCUGCUCAGCUUCAGCCAAUUUGGUGGGAGUAAUGCCUCUAAACCUGGGUCCUUUGAGCAACAACUUGAGGCUACUCGUAGAGCAAGCGACAUCAAAAAAAUGCUUUUUGAUGGACCCCCAGCAACAUUAGUUGGCCUGAUUGGAUAUAAGCAAUACCGACGGUGUGCAAGAGACAUUUACUAUUUCACUCAGUCUGCUAUAUGUAUCAAGCAACUUGCUUAUGCAAUCUUAGAACGACUACUUAUAUCAGUGUUCCCUGAGCUACGGGAUCUUGUGAUGGACCUUCAUGCGAAGAACAUAUCAACAUUGCAUAGAAAGUAGAAACUUCUUAUUUCUGGUUCUGCUAAAGAAUACCAUGACAGGUAAGUGUUUCAAGGAACUUGAAGAGUCAUACCAUCAUUUGUUUCAGUGAUAUUAUUAUUCACUAUGUUAAAGAAAUAGAUCGUCUGUAUAGAAUCGGAUCUUAUACUUUUAUCAUUUUUUUAAACUCUAACAGCAGCCACUCGGUAGGACAUUAAAGAAACACAGUGAAGUGAAAUUAGUUAGAUGUCUGGAUAAAAAUGAUUCCUCCAUAUUUCAAUCUUCUUUUAUCAAUAUUAGUUGCAUGAAUGUAGGUUUCAUGCUUCUUUA
This is a messenger RNA of Gossypium raimondii (Peruvian cotton), 3741 nucleotides long. RefSeq lists its product as hypothetical. Lineage: Eukaryota; Viridiplantae; Streptophyta; Magnoliopsida; Malvales; Malvaceae. The record is from RefSeq and is a predicted model, not a curated record. Bases 307 to 3432 code for a protein of 1041 amino acids. Gene Ontology annotation, molecular function: phosphatidylinositol binding. The transcript is spliced from 15 exons.